AUGGACGGCAAGAGAAUGAGAGAUAAUUCACAAAUUGAAAAGGGACCAACUGAAGAUGAAAGAGGAAGCUCCACCAUGCGCACGGCGGAGACACUGCUGCGCAUCCUGCCGAUGGCUUUGUGUGUGGUGGCGCUAGUCAUCAUGCUCAAGGAUUCACAGACUAAUGAAUUCGGUUCCUUGUACUACUCUGAUAUUGGUGCUUUCAGAUAUUUAGUGCAUGCUAGUGGCAUUUGUGCUGGUUAUUCCCUUCUCUCCGCCAUCGCUGCCGCCAUACCUAAGCAAUUGACCAUGUCCCGAGCCUGGACAUUCUUCGUUCUCGACCAGCUUCUGACCUACAUAAUCCUGGCUGCGGGUGCUAUAUCGACGGAGGUGGUGUACUUGGCCUAUAAAGGGGACGCCACCAUUACAUGGAGCCAAACUUGCGGAUCGUUCGGUGGUUUUUGCCGGAGGGCCACUGCAUCCAUAGCGAUAACAUUCAUUGUUACUCUUUGCUAUGCAGGGCUCACACUCAUUUCCUCUUAUAGACUUUUUAGCAAAUAUGAUGCACCAGUUGCCUAUACUAACAGAGGGGUUGAGAUUACCACCUUCCACAGCUAA
This is a messenger RNA of Fraxinus pennsylvanica, 597 nucleotides long. The record is from the annotation of a GenBank genome assembly. NCBI's taxonomy places the organism in Eukaryota, Viridiplantae, Streptophyta, Magnoliopsida, Lamiales, Oleaceae.